AUUGCAAAGAAAAAGUUUUCCUACAAUAAUCAGAGGUCGCCUGCUUCCCCCUUUCCCAGCGAGAGAAAGAGAGAGAGAGAGAGAGAGAGAUCCGUCGUCAAUGGCUUCGUCGGGUUCCUCGUCCAAAAGCCUAAUCCAGUCGGCCGUCCAGACCUUCAAGAGGUUCUUCAGGAAACCCUGGGAGAUCACGGGCCCCUGCUCCCAUCCUGAGUACCGGAAUGCUGUCCCUCGUGCCAACGAAUACCGUCGCUUCUGCCCUGCCACGCCGAACGCCCUGCCCGUCAUCCCCACCGCCAAUCCGGAGAACGUCUACGACAUCAAGUAUUUCAACCGAGAUCGCCGCCGCGACCUCCCGCCCAAGCGUGUCACCAUCUACCGGAAGGAGGACGCCCUGAAGCAGAUGCGCGAGAAGAAGACGUUCGACGUCACCGAGUUCCCUAGGGUCUUCCUUACGGCAAGAAUGGUGCAGGAACAAGACAGCCUGCCGGACGGCGGCUACCAGAAGUAGGUCAGAUGAGGAAAAGAAUGCUGCAGCAUGUCAGUGCGAUGAAAAGGGCUGAGUAAUUUUUGCUUGAGGAAAUAAGUGGUGUAGCAAUAAUGAGGAGAAAGGCUGCUUAGGCAUUGUUGAUCGGUUGACAAGAUUCAUUUACCCAGGCCAGAAUUUCUCAAAUGCAUAUAUUUUCUGUCUACUUGCUGUUAUUUCCUUCCACCACUUGAUGAUCUUGAAUUGAAACCAUGGGAUCUAUGGAUGCUGCUAAAACUGUAUCGUUAACUUGUGCAUGUUGCGGAGUGGGAGCCAAAGCUCCAGAGACUAAGAGUCAGUGGCAUUCAUCUGGCAAGUGAAUCAGAAGAGGACACAUAAGAUAACUUA
Nymphaea colorata (pocket water lily) is the source of this 871-nucleotide messenger RNA. RefSeq lists its product as uncharacterized. The transcript is spliced from 2 exons. Bases 101 to 508 code for a protein of 135 amino acids. NCBI's taxonomy places the organism in Eukaryota, Viridiplantae, Streptophyta, Magnoliopsida, Nymphaeales, Nymphaeaceae. The record is from RefSeq and is a predicted model, not a curated record.